AUUGUUUAUUGAUUUUAACUGAAAUAUUUUUAUUAUUAUUUUGACCAUAUAAAAUAAGGGAUUAUUUAGGCGAAUAGUUACAUUUCAUUAAAAUAUGAAUACAUUGAAAUGCUCUGUAAUGGAUAAUAUAUCACAAAAAUAAAUGUUUCCAAUUAGUACACCUUACACAGAACAACAUUGCAAAACAGAUAAAAGAGAGGAUUUAAACAAUGUGAAUAACUGUAACAUUCCAAUCACAGUCAUGCAAACUGAAGAUAAGUCCAUAAAUAUUGGUGAGACAGACAAGUGUUUAGUCAGUUCAGAAAUUCGAAACUCUCGAAUGAAUAACAGUUAUCGAAAUAUACCUAGAAGUUCAUCUUCUACAAGACAACUACAUAAAUAUUCUGCUCCUCAUCCACUGAUGUACUACAAAAUAGCAGGAAAUACAACUCUUGUUAAACAAGCAAAUAAAAAUACUGUAAAAAGAUCCAGUUCACUUGGAUCAUUGUCUAACAGACCUCCAUUUUAUCCUCCUGGUCCGCAAUCCUGGGAUGACGUAAACGCUCAUUCGAAUACACCGCGUAUACAAAGAAUACGAAUGGCUAGAGAAUGGUAUAAAAGAUCGAAUUCCCUAAAAUUUAUUGGUUGUGGGACAGAAUCAGGUAAAAGAAUGGGUAUUCCAACAAAUACUCAGAGCAGUACAAAAUAUGUUUCACCAAUACAAAAUACGACUAAUCAGAGACCAGUAAGCGUUGAUCGAAAAAACUCGAAACCUUCACUUCGUCCUUGGGAAUCGUAUAGACUUAGACCAUGUUCAUUCAACUCAUUAUGGUCGUUGAACUAUAUGAAUGAAGAUCACAAAACAGUACAUCAUCCACAUAAUGAUGUUCAUUCACCAUUUUGGUGUACUGAUGAUAAAUGUUCAUUUCGUUCUCAUAGCCACUCAACUGAAUCAUUAAACAAUAAAGUGUCAAAAUGCAUCAACCAACACAAUCCAAAGCCGUCGAUUUCUCAUCUAAAUAAGGAUUUCCGAAUGUCUGCAGAUAAAUAUGAUUCCAUCAACCAAGAUAGUAUGAUAAGUCCAUCAGAAGUAUGCAACGAAGGGAAAACACGAGGAAGCUACAAUUUAGAUAAAAAUUUAUUUAAUUAUAAACCAUAUUUUCAAUCUUUAAGAAAGCUAAAUCUAAUUGCACAACCAGCGCAUACGAGUCUUUGUAAUACGACAAAUCAUCCCCUUAUAAAGCCUUCUUAUUCAACAUCUAACCUAUUAAAUUCUAAGCAUUAUAUAUGUCAACCCGUGAAAACUAAUUCGAUUUGUAACGAAACACUAAAGCCAUUGAUAAUGGAUAAUAUGAAGAGAAAGACAGAUAAACCUCGCUAUCGAUCUAUUGCAUAUAAAUCAAUUUGUCCGAAUAAUGAAAAACAUAUUUCAAGUGUAUUUCAAUCUUAUCCCAAACAGCUGAUUAUUCACAGUGAGGAUUUCAUUUCAAGGUUUGGUCAUAAUGCUUUUGUUAAAACAACUGGCAAUAAACAGGAUAUUAGUUUGUUAAAAGGUCGCAUCACACAUGACUUAACAUUUGUUCCAGUAGACAAUACAAUACCAUGGUGGACAAGAUCAUCAUUAAAUCAUUCAGUUAGUUAUAUUUUCAAUUACACCGGUGAUAGGUAUUUUACUAUGCUUCCUAUUCAUUUGUCUGUUGAACAUUAGUUGAUUUGUAUUUAAAGUCUGGUACUAGUGUACUCAUAGAAAACAUCUUGGUAAUUUAUUCACACAGUGAUCGAAUCUUGUAUCUGUGAAGAAUGCUUAAAAUGAGAGAAUGCUUUCCGUAAUGAAGGAAAGAACAAAGCCGUAAUUACCAUCUUGAAAUUAAGUUUAUUUCGGCGAUGCAAAACACUAAUCAUUUCAAGGAAUAAAGUACAUAAAUAAUUACACUUUACAAUAGUGAUAAAAAAUAACCAAAAACUUACAGGGUGGAAAAACUUAUGGUAUUAACAGAUAAAAUUAUUAGUCGUCGAUGAAAAAAGACAGAAUGAAAAGAUCCAACGUUUUUGAGUUUUACUAAAUACUGUUGGAUUUUUUAAGCAAAGUCCUCAUUUCUUUCAGCUGUUUCAUUAGUUAGCCCUGAAUAUUGUAUUUUGUGAAAUCAAUAUAGUUUUUCACAGAAGAUUAUGGAAUCUGGUAUUGAAUGGAUUUGACUUAAUAAAAUAAUCAUUCAUUACUCCAAUCGGUUGAUCGCUAAUGUCUGAGUAGUCAAUAUGUUGUUCACAAAUCUAAAUUAUCUUGGUCUUAUUUUCAGGAUACUUAGCGCCCAAGUUUAAUCUAUUUAAUGAUAUUGUCCCAGUUAGUUGGAAACUAUUCACCAGUUAUUGUCUAGGCCAAGAUUUAAUGAUCACUGGUUAUGAUAAUGAAUAUAAUUAAGUGGUAUAACAAUAUUCAAUGUUCACUAUAGACUGAUUAUAGUUAUUCAGCUUGAAAUCUCUUACUAUGAAGAUGUUUAAGAGUUUGAGGUGGUUUAUAUACCAAACUAUUUAAUAUGAGAAUAUCAUAUUUGUCGAAAAUUUAAUUCGCGGUGAUUUUCCA
This is a messenger RNA of Schistosoma rodhaini, 2560 nucleotides long. NCBI's taxonomy places the organism in Eukaryota, Metazoa, Platyhelminthes, Trematoda, Strigeidida, Schistosomatidae. The record is from the annotation of a GenBank genome assembly.